This is a messenger RNA of Condylostylus longicornis, 769 nucleotides long. RefSeq names its product anaphase-promoting complex subunit 10 (gene APC10). Lineage: Eukaryota; Metazoa; Arthropoda; Insecta; Diptera; Dolichopodidae. The coding region runs from base 178 to 729 and encodes 183 amino acids. Gene Ontology annotation, biological process: protein K11-linked ubiquitination; anaphase-promoting complex-dependent catabolic process. The record is from RefSeq and is a predicted model, not a curated record. Gene Ontology annotation, cellular component: anaphase-promoting complex. The transcript is spliced from 3 exons.
GUUACAUUAUUUAUAGUUUUGUUAUGUCUUCUGUGUUUUCUGCCUACUGUCAUUUAUUUUGACUUGUCUUUUGUCUAGUACGUUUGUGUUUAGUUGAAUUUUUUAGCACUUCUAAAAUAGUUUAAGUGGCAAAGUCAAAAAUCUAAAUAAAAGUAUUUUUCCUAAAUUAAACUUACUAUGGCUAAUGUUAAAACAUAUAAUCCUCUAAUACAAGAAAGGAAUGGGGGUGUUAGAGAAGUAGGUGGAGCUGCUGUUUGGAGCUUAAGCUCUUGCAAACCUGGGUUUGGAGUGGAGAGGCUUCGAGAUAAUUGUAUGGACACAUACUGGCAAUCAGAUGGACAAUUACCUCAUUUAGUAAAUAUUCAAUUUCAAAGGAAAACUACAAUCAGUCAAAUUUAUAUAUAUACGGAUUAUAAACUUGAUGAGAGUUACACUCCAAGUAGAAUAUCCAUUAGAUCCGGGACGCAUUUUAACGACUUACAAGAAAUAGAAGUUGUAGAUCUUUCUGAACCAACUGGCUGGGUUCCCAUUCCAAUAAAAGACAGCAGAGAUAAAACGCUGAGAACUUUUAUGAUUCAAAUAGCUGUGAUAUCAAAUCAUCAGAAUGGACGCGAUACACAUAUGAGACAAAUACGAAUUCAUUCACCUGUAGAAGGUCGUAAUUAUCCUUUAGAGCUCUAUGGAAAAUUUAAAACUGUUGAACUCCAGCAAUUCACAACGAUCAGAUAGUUUCAUCUUAAAUAAAGUUUUUUUUUGGAAAUACAUAACA